Cydia amplana is the source of this 2444-nucleotide messenger RNA. RefSeq lists its product as uncharacterized. The record is from RefSeq and is a predicted model, not a curated record. The transcript has a single exon. The coding region runs from base 378 to 2444 and encodes 688 amino acids. Lineage: Eukaryota; Metazoa; Arthropoda; Insecta; Lepidoptera; Tortricidae. Gene Ontology annotation, biological process: DNA integration. Gene Ontology annotation, molecular function: nucleic acid binding.
UGAGAACCACUUCAGUACAGAUCCUCCGAUAGACACAAAAUGAAAAGUUCUACGGGCUCUAGCACGUGUGUAUGACCCAUGUGGUUUUGUAUGCCCACUCAUGUUGUCAAUGAAGCUGAUCUUCCAGAAUAUCUGUGAAAAGAAAUGUAAGUGGGAUACAGAACUACCUACGAAGAUGACACAGUCUGUAAAGAAUGCCAUGGAAAGUCUGAAAUCCAUAGUAGACAGAGGUGCCUAGGUACAUUGGAACAGAUGCCUCAAGGAGUGAGCUUAAGUACCACUUGCACUGCUUCACAGAUGCCUCCAAAGGUGCAUAUGCUGCCGUUAUCUACCUUAAAGUGAUUGAAGACGGUCAAGGAAAAUCAGUCUCUCUUCUGAUGGCAAAAUCACACGUGUCACAGACCAAAGACAAAGAUGAAUUGAAAAUUCCCAAACUAGAAUUACUAGGAUUUCUGAUUGGAAGCAGACUACUGAAAUACGUAAGGAACCAUCUUGAUAUUGACAUAGAGAAAGAAUAUUUGUGGUCAGAUAGUUUGGAUGUACUUAGUUGGAUGAGGUCAAACAAACUGCUCCCACCCUUUGUUGCCAACAGGGUAAACGAAAUCAAGCGUGACCAUCCCAACACAAAGAUGUUCUACGUCUACACAAAGGCAAAUCCUGCUGAUAUUGCUACGCGACCAGAACUGUUUGAAGAGAAAAGGCAACUUUGGUUUAACGGACUGGAGUUUCUUGCCAACGAAGAAUCAUGCUGGCCCCAAAAUAGACUUUAUGAGGCACAUCAGAACCUUCUUUCUGUUGGGGAGGUCCUGGGUGACGACCCAGGUGAGCCGACACAGGAAGUACCCAUUGGUGAUGACGCUGACCAGAGUGAGGCCCUGGAGCAAAGAAGUCCCAGUGAUGCUGUUGAACCAAUGGACGCCCAGGACUUGAGUAUACCUACAGAGAGUGGUGAAUAUCCUACUGAUGGAAGCAUGGAACUUGACAAUCCUGACAAUCACCAUGAAGUAGGCAUCCAGCAGCAGACCAUCGUUGGCAAAAAUGUGUCCGAGAUAAAAGAUCUACAAAGCAAGCACUUCCAAGAUGAACUAGAUGGUAAAAGAACACACUUAGCACGAAACCUAGAUCUCUUUGUCGAUGUGGACGGCCUUCUUAGGUGCCGUGGGCGUAUGGCGAACACCACCUGGAGCUAUGACAUGAAGUAUCCAAUACUACUGCCAAAGAAUUCUGAGUUCACGGACAGAAUCAUAAAGGAGACCCAUGAGAGUAACUACCACGUCGGGGCUCCAUAUACUUUGAGUAUCAUCAGGGAAAGGUAUUGGAUACCCCAAGAGAAAGCCCAGGUGAUGAAGGUGUUGAAGCGAUGUACCCAGUGUGUCAAACACGGCGGCGGGCCGUAUCGUUUACCAGCCACACCGGCGCUGCCUUCAGAACGAGUCAAUUACAACAGACCCUUCACUUACACUGGCGUUGACUAUCUGGGACCGCUGUUUGUGAGUACCCAGACUGGUAAAGAGAAACGUUGGGUAGCCUUAUUCACGUGUUUGACAGUAAGAGCGAUACAUCUGGAGAUCGUGAAGGACCUUUCGGCUGAAGAAUGUCUCCUAGCCCUGCGACGGUUCAUAGCUGCUAGAAACAAGCCACAACGGAUAUACUCAGAUAAUGCGACUUGUUUUAAGUUAGUCGCUGAAAUGGUACAACAGCCAUACUGCGUUGAGAAUAACAUCCAAUGGAAAUUCAUAUGUCAACUAGCACCGUGGCAUGGAGGGUUUUACGAGCGGCUGGUGGCAUUGGUGAAGCAUUGCCUUAAAAGAACCCUAGAAAAGCACCUUCUCAAUGAUACCAGGUUACUGACGGUGAUAAAGGAAGUGGGAACAGUACUUAACUCAAGACCACUGACAAGAGUCGGUACAGAGGUGGAACAUGUUCUCUGUCCGGCAGAUUUCUUAAGCCUAGGACAAUGUUUGACUAUGAGACCAUCUGCCGCGGAUAUUCCGACUUGUAACACUGCUACAAAGAGCGACCUGUUUGAGAGCUGGAAGAGAGGAUGCAAUAUCCUAGCGGAAUUCAAGAGAAUGUUCGUCAUGCAGUAUCUUGCUAGUCUGAGAGAGAGGUACAACAACUCACCCAAGCAGCCUAGAGUUAAAUCUCAUCGAUCACCACAAGUAGGCGACCUUGUACAGGUUAAAUCGGAUCUCAAGAACAGAAACCUCUGGAAAGUGGGGAAGAUCCACGAGCUGAUCAGGGGAAGUGAUGGUGAAUGUAGAGUAGCGAGGGUCAAGGUUGACGAUUCUACUUUAACACGUUCCAUUGGCCAUCUCUACCCGCUGGAGGUAGAUGACGAGACGCCUGAGGUAGAACCUGUAGCAACAGGCUCGACUGAGAUUGAAGAGGACAGCAAGGAGUUGGAAGUUCCAAACAGCAUGCCUGUGCCCGAUGAACGAUGA